CAAGCUGAGCUUUCCAUGUCAGUGAGCAAGUAAGUAGUUUGACCGAGUCUGACCCUCUAGGAAUGGGAGCAUUGUAGCUCAUAUUCGAAGGAAACAUCCAAGUGUGACUGCCUAUUUCCAAGAAAUGUGUCAUUCCUGUCGCGUUGAACCUUUCCCUAUAUCAGUGUCAGCCUGUGAAUGAAAUCAUGAUUAUCUGCCUUCUGCUGAGUUCCUUUCUCAUCCAAGCAGCUGAAGGACUCGUCAAUCAGUCACUCUUCACUCGUCAGUCAGUCAUACCACAACUUCAAGAUGUACGCGGUAACAUAAUGACUAAUGGGAUUGAUGUGUCCUGGACGGAUGAGGCCUCUUUUGUUGACAAGCAAGAAAAAAAUAUUUAUGAUAUUGAAAUCUACGCUGAACAGGCAGAACCAGUGCACAGAGGGUCUAUUGAGAGAAGUCUGGACAUUUUGCAUCACUGGCACUGGACCUCUCCCCUGCCACUCCAGUGUCUCCGACAUGCAGUGAGACUUCGAUACCACAAUGCCAGCGAGUGGACAGAUCUUAAAUAUGUCACAGGUUCAGAUCCUGAUUAUUCACUGUUUAGGAAAGGAACUCCAGUCAUUUAUCCACGUGACGACACUGACAUUACUUUCCUGGCUGGCAGUCGAAAAACAUUCUGUUGCCUCGCUCCUAAUGGAACCACACUAGAAUAUUUUCCAUACCAAAACCAAAAGAUGAAAUCUAUUCGUGUAGGGCAGACCUACUUUGUGGAUUUGGUGCUUAAUGCCACUGGAAUUGCUGGUGAUUAUCUAUUGUGUGGGGUGGAUAACGGUCAGAAUACAGGAUCCGUUGUGUACGUUGGAUAUUCUCCAGAGGUUCACAACUUUACAUGCGAGACAAGAAACCUCCGUGAUCUUAACUGUUCUUGGACACAGGGUAGAGAUAAAAACCUAAAAGGACUCCGUCGUACCAAAUAUAUUCUUAAUGAGGGUGUAAGGCCAUGUGAAACACAAUUCCAGUCUUCAGACCAGAAGUUCUGUUUCUCAGAAAUAUCUCCAAAUCAGGGGGAAACAGCAUGGAUACUGACAGCAGAAAAUAAAAUCAAUAAAACAAGUUUCACUUAUACAGUUGACCCCAGACACAGAGUGUAUUUGCCGUCUCCUCAACAUCUAAAAGCCUCACAUGUAAACUCCAGGAAUGCUAGUAUUCAAUGGCAUUGGCCUGAUGCCAACCUGAUGUUAUUAUCAAUGCAAUGUCAAGUACAGAUAACGUGGCCCAACAAAACAGAAGAUGUGAGAGAAGACACUGGAGUGGGCCUGAUCUCUAUGACCCUACGUGAUCUUCACCCGUACACUAACUAUUCCAUCAAGGUGCGAUGCGCCUCGAACAAGCACUUCUGGAAGUGGGGAGACUGGGCUGAAAUAAUCACAUUUCAAACCAAAGAGGACAUUCCUCAGGCUGUGGAUGUCUGGAUGACAGUCGACAACAACAACAGGAGUCUUGUGGUGUGGAAGAAGCUAGAAACUGAGCAGAGUCAUGGAGAGGUAAUGUCGUAUGAACUGUCAUGGAGUGACCUCCAUAAGACGUUGAACCCAACACAACACUGUUACAACAUGGACACUAUGAAUACAACUAUCACCAUCAAAGCCUUGAACAACGUUGGCUACUCACAGCCUUCAACCAUCACCAUCCCAUCACAAACAGGAGAUGUGGAGACAACACGUGUUAAUGGCAGUAAUGGCGGUGUGGAGUUGACCUGGGACUCGACGCCUGGGGCCAGUUGUGGGUAUGUGGUGGACUGGUACCCUGUGGGCAGCCAGGACAAGUGUGACAUCCAGUGGAUAAAGAUACCAGCUGGCCAAACAAAUGCUACAAUCAAUUCAGGGCUUAAAGAUGGCGUGCGAUAUACAUUUUCUCUCUAUUCCUGUACAUCAAAUGCCCCAAAGCUACUGCAGAGAUGGGAAGGUUAUGGCCAAGAGCUAGCCCCAGACAAGGAACCAGUCAAUUUCCAGGGUAAGCAGGAUGGUAUGGAUGUUGUCCUCACCUGGGAGGAGAUACCCUUGAAGCACCGGAGAGGAUUUAUUCAGCGAUAUGAGAUCGAGUAUUCCCCCAGUUCCCAGGGACCAUAUAAGACAGUGCCCGUUUUAGUCGGUGAGAAUGGGAUGCAGACGAGGAUUCCCCAACUCAGUGCCGAGACCUAUAAAUUCUCAAUAUAUCCUUUCACAUCUGGGGGCAAAGGUAGCAAACCAGCAAUAACUGCAGUCGAGCUUACCUCACAGAUUUCCCAGAUCAUUGUAUACAGCAUCGUAUCACUAGCAGGAGCCAUCACGUUGUUCCUUCUAUUCACCUGUCUGUGCUACCAGAAAAGGGCAUGGCUCAAGGAUAAGGUGUACCCAGACAUCCCAGCCCCUCAAAUUCAAUGGUUGGACGCAAAGGGAUUCCAUGACUGCAAGUUGGCUGAGUUACCUGCUGAGCCUGUGGAAUAUCUUGUGGCUUCUCCCAUACCAGUCAGUGAUGUCAACCUAAAGGUCACAAACAAUGUUGCGCACAAUGUCCUCUUGCCACUGUACAAGAAUGUCACAGACUCACAACUGUCAGACUGUAAAUUCCAUUCCAGCACGGACAUCCCUAUUUCCGAGAUGGACAACCCCACCUACAACCUGCUGGUAUCUGUUAGAGAGGCAGAGAAAGCCGCACCAGUGACCACAGCGGUGGUCACCACACUAGGAUACAAACCCCAGCUGUCUGUAGAAUCCUCUGAGCUGCCGUUAUGCUUAGCCUCCUCUUACCAGGCUUUGGACGAUGCCUGCGGUGGUCAACAGCUGACUGCUUGUAACACUCAAUUGGAAAGCGAAGACUAUAUUUCAGUUGGCUUAGUAGGAAGCCCUACCUCAGUCAACUCUUCACAGCCCUUGCUUGGAGACUCAUUUCAAUUUGGACAGCAUGCCUAGCUAUGUCACAGUGUCAAGAGAUGAUGCUGAGUUGCUGAUGCAGUGCACAGCGGCACCUGCUUUUGAAUCUGACGUAAUAGCUGGACUAUAAGUUGCAUCUUGCUCAGACACUGUCCUGUUAGGUGUUAUCACACUGGCUAUAGUGAGCAGUUUCUUGUGCUUGUAUUAAGCUCCUUGCUAGAUGUUGGCUGUAUUGCAGCACCCGAAGUCACAGCACUGAAUGUACUCAAAUAUUGUGUGUGUGUGUAUGUGUGUGUGUGUGUGUGUGUGUGUGUGUCUGUGAAAGAGAGUGAGAGUGAGAGAGUGUGAGAGAGACAGAGAGAGAGAGGGGGGGAGUGGGACUGAACUGUUUGACAGGAUCAUUUUGUUUGUCAUUUUUUGUUCUAUAGAGCAGCUGAAGAAGGACCAUGUUGGGAAUUAUUUUUUAGAGGUGGAGGUGUUAUGGCUAGCGUUAGCAUGGCGUGGUCAUAUUAGACAUGUUUUUUUUUUCCUUUCUUGGGACACCAGAGCAGGCAGCUAGGCUGAUAGUGAAAUUAAGCUUUUGGUGUCCAAAAAAGGGGACCAAAAGGAAGAUACAAUCAUGUCUUACAGGCAUAAACUGGAACACACACAUGCAGACACACACACACACACACACACACACACACACACACACACACACACACACACACACACACCUGACCUCCCUGCCACACACAUUCACACCUUCACACACACCACACUGAUGGCACAGGAGUUUGAACCUCACUCCUGCUGGCCCUGGCAAAGUGUUGUUUAGCAAGCUUGAGCAAGUCACGGUACCCCAAUCCUCUUGGUGUGGAUUUACUUGUAUGGCGAAUGAGUGUGUGUGAAUGGGUGAAUGUGAGGCAUUAAGUUGUAAAGCAUCCUCAGCGCUUGGAGGAGUAGAAAAGCUGUAAAGGUGAACUACUGAAUGCAAGUUUUUGUUAGCUUAAUUUACCUUAACUGAUCAGUUUCAGAGUCAUUGGAAUGGUUAUUUGACUUAUUCCAGGUUGAAUGAUGGCUGUCUCGCUUCCCCCUAUCACCUGUGAGCGGAAAAAACACGCUUGCAAGUUUGUGCCACCAGGCCAGUGCACUGACAAACAGAGAGUCCCGCAGCCUCGCGAUCAUGCUCAUGCAAAAGCAGACUGACCAAUUGAGGAGUGUUGUAAAAUAUAUACGCUAAAGCUGUAGGGGAAGUGUAAAACAAGGAAACAGCUAAGAAAUAGCCAAACCUGCAUAGUUCCUCUUUAAAUGCAAGCUCGCUUUCAUACACAUAGAGUUUCAGGAGUAGGGAAUUAAGUAGGGGACGUUGAAAACUUGAGAUAAUGACAUUGAAAUGUAUUCUCUCUGCUUAGAGAAAAGGCUGGACUCUCUCGCACACACACACUCACAGAUGUUGUUCAGAUAUAUACUCAAUUGGUCAGUACCCCGAGUGAGCAUUUGGGUGUUUUUAGUGUGACUACAAACACCCAAAUGUUCGCUUGGGGUAUUGACCAAUUGACUGAACAACAAAGAAAGCACUAAAUGUGAUCUACAGCACUAGUAAUCUAAAUGUGAAUUAUGCCGUCUAAUCUAAAUGUGAAUUAUGCCAUCUAAUCUCAAUAUGAAUCAGACACAUUCAUCCCAAGCGCUAUGUUAUGUUUCAUCACACAUCCAUUUCAAGACCAUGCCUGUUAUUAACCAGGGCUGACUCUAGGCCGACCUCAGCCUAUUAUGGGGGCAUGAUUUUAUAUAUGCCUCCAGAGUGUAGCACUAUAGCUGCAGGGCAUGGAUGGGCAAAAAUACAUCAAAAUGUAUUUUAAAAUGAACACAGUCAGUCAGCAGAUGAAUAUGCUGACUUGCCUGUUACAUCUCAGAUGCUACUGUAGAUCAGAGAUGCACUCAAAAAGUCCCAACUGAACUUGUCAAGCGGUACAAAGUGUGUCUUACAUCGUCAAUGCAUAGAUUGAGCAAUGUUGCAGGAUAACCACAUAUCCGGUUCGAUGUAGAUAAUCUCACAAUCAGUAUGCGCUUUCAAAAGGGUAAAAAAAUGAAACUAUCUAUAAAUGUGAAUCGUCUGGGUUUUACACAUUAUAUGCCAGUAGACAGAUUUAAAAAAAAAUGUGUCAAUGUAUUUUCUUGGGGAAAAAAGAUUCAAGAAGGGAUGAUAUAUGUAUGAAAACAUGUAUGAAAACUCAAAGUAGAUUGUCUGUCUACUUGAGUAGAUAUCCCACCUGAAACAUUUGAAAUCCUGCUGAUGGGUUGCACUGUCUGCACUGCAAGAAAUUUUACUGAUUGUAUGUGUAUGUGAGAUGAAUAUGCAUUAUUAAGUUUGUUGUUGUAAAUACACAAAUU
Molecule: messenger RNA, 5264 nt
Organism: Sardina pilchardus (European sardine)
Lineage: Eukaryota; Metazoa; Chordata; Actinopteri; Clupeiformes; Clupeidae
Product: leukemia inhibitory factor receptor-like
Exons: 19
Coding region: 186-2930 (914 amino acids)
Biological process (GO): cytokine-mediated signaling pathway
Cellular component (GO): external side of plasma membrane; signaling receptor complex
Molecular function (GO): cytokine binding; cytokine receptor activity
Source: RefSeq, a predicted model, not a curated record